Branchiostoma floridae (Florida lancelet) is the source of this 2555-nucleotide messenger RNA. Its product is annotated as sesquipedalian-1-like. Gene Ontology annotation, biological process: receptor recycling; endosome organization; retrograde transport, endosome to Golgi. The coding region runs from base 331 to 1398 and encodes 355 amino acids. NCBI's taxonomy places the organism in Eukaryota, Metazoa, Chordata, Leptocardii, Amphioxiformes, Branchiostomatidae. Gene Ontology annotation, cellular component: early endosome; recycling endosome; trans-Golgi network. The record is from RefSeq and is a predicted model, not a curated record. The transcript has a single exon.
AUUCUUUAGCAGGCAAUCCGUCAGGCUGACGACACAGUCCACUUGAAGGUUUCGAAACCAGAGCCGCGAAGUUUCCGUACCAAAAACUUUUUGAAAAGUUUCUGUUUUCUUUUCUGCUUUCACGACCUUUCAACUUUGUUCAACUCGUUCCCGACAUUCCACUGGGCUGCAGUGAGUCAAAAAAGUUGUUCACGCCCGUUUUCUGACUAUUCGACAGGUUCUACGGCCUCUUUUGUCCGUUUCUUCGGCAUUUUGAAGGUGAAAAUGAAAGUGUGAGUACCCAUAGGCUUCGCUGGAUUGCCCAAUGUGUGUUUUUAAAACGUCUUCGUCAUGAAACUGAACGAAAAGAACGUCACGGCGUACGCGACAUGUGCCUCUCCUAUCGACAAAGAUGGCUACCUCCAUAAGAGGGGGGAGGUCAACAGAGGAUUCCAGCGGCGCUACUUUCUCCUGAAGGGCAACCUGCUGUUCUACUUCGACAGAAAAGGCGACAAGGAACCCGUGGGAGUGAUCGUACUGGAAGGAUGCACUGUGGAACUAUCAAACGACGCAGUAGAAUCCGACUCUCCCAACGUGUUCGAGAUAGUUUUCCAAGGGCCGGGGACUCGGACUUACGUUUUGAUGGCCGAUAGUCACGACGACAUGGAGUCGUGGAUGAAGGCGCUGCAGUGUGCGAACUAUGACUACAAACGGCUGCAGGUGCAGGAACUGCAGAGGCAGCUGAAGGAAAUCGAAGACAGGGAGGCGAGGGGAGAGGAAGGGGACUUGUUAAACGGUGCAGUAGGUGGAUGGGCACCACAAGCUAGGGUCAACCCAUUUGACAGGGACGUGUUUGAUCCUAAGCGUGUCGCACCAAAGACGGGGGUCAACUCGCGACCUCGCGGACCUAACAGACCCCCUCCCCCUCCACCAAACAGGGCGGCCCGCCCUCCCCCUCCUCUAAAACCGGCCCCAGCCCCAACAACCAAUCAGCAACCAUCAGGGUCAAGUACCUUCUUCACCCCACUUGACACCUCAUCCUUCCAACAGAACGGAAACAGGAGCGUUUCUUUAAAUACGGCCAAAGCGGCCAGUACUUGGUACAACGCUUCGGUUGAGAGCUCGGACACGCGUUCAAGUUCAUCAGGCACCUCGGCAUGGUACACGGCUGUACCACAAAACAUAUCCCUAACCCAGAGUGCCCCUGCUACAACAAGUCUCGCUAAGUCUGCAGCCAAAGCGAGUCCAGGAGUGGCAAGACAUAACGUGCGGUCCGCAGGGGCGGCAGGGUCAUCGUUGUUCUAUGACACGUCCGGCGCCAAAGUUCGAUCGUUCGAACAGAUGCACAAGGAUUUUGGUGUUCCUGUGCAGUCAGCAAUUGCAGGAUGGAGAAAAGCACAUGAGGUUUCAUUGAUAUAACAGGACGCUGUUGAACGACAAUAAAGUUGCAAUGUGGACUUAUGCAAUAUAAGCUCAUGCUGAUGUCAAAGGCAGUAAAUAUUUACCAGUGCAGACUUUUAUUGUGACUGCUUCCUUCAGAUCUCUUUAAAAAGUAGCCUAGAAAAUGUGGUUAUCUGGAGUAGGCAACAGGUAGCAAUAAAAACUACCUGUGACAGAAUUUCCACACCUGUUUUCCUGUUUGUUAUGAAGCUGUUAUUGUACUACAAUAUACAAGUUGUAGUUUUUGAUCAGAAUAUAAGGGUGUUCAAGGUUCCAAUUGCACAUGUACAGCCAAAUGCAUUGUGAGUAAGGUGUCAAACAAAGUUGAAGGCCCCUGAAACAUCAGCAAAACAGAGACAAGCAGUCUUGACAAGAUUGGUCACAACUCACAAGUAAGGGGCUUUCACCUUUGACAUAUUUCUCACCAUGUGUUUCACUGCAUAACUGGAACAAGGAACUGCCUUAUUGCCUUUCUUGCAGUUGCAGUAGGGACGAGCAGACCACAUAUCAGUCUUGCAGUUUUCAGGAAUUCCCAAGAGUUAUUGUUUAAGUACGUACCUACCUUAAAGUAAGGCCUGAUUGUAACGGUUGUCACUCAGUGCUUCCUACCAUCUUUGCUUAGCAUAUUCAAUAUCAUAUAAUUGUUAACCAUGGCAUGAUUAUUACGUUUGAGCAUACCAAGCCAUAUACAUUUGUAGAUAUACAAGAGGUACUCUCAACAAGACCAGGAGUAUGUUCUAUUUCACAGAUGCAAUAUGUAUACUUGCAAUUUAUAGUAGUAAUUCUUACUUACACAGAGCUAAUUUUUUCUGCCACAUGUAGCUCUUAAAUGUAGUCAUCUUGCCGAACUUGUAGUUCCAAACUGUUUGCAGUAUUUUUGGUAGCUUAUGUGGCUGCUUUUGUUGUUAAAUGCUCAAAAGGCAUACAUACUUUUAGAAAAGCUGCAGUUUCGGUUGAGGUUAUAUAACUUGCUUAUUAUGCUGAAGGAAUGGACUAUUCCUUCUUUUCUUCCUGUUCUGUUGUGAUAGAUAAAUGUUGUUUCUGACAGAUUUAACACAUUUAUCUUUGCUUCUCAAAGACAGGACAACUGGAAAGGUUUUGUGAUGAUACAAAGUAUAAUUCUAACUGGACUUCCA